AUGCACAUGGAUAGGCCCGAAGUAUCGAUUAUAGUAGCAGCACUAUUGCCGAGCCAUGGAAUUGGUAAUAGAGGAAAACUUCCUUGGAGAUUGAAGAAGGAGAUGAAAUACUUUAGAGAGGUGACUACUAAAACGCACGAUCCGUUAAAGAAGAACAUGGUAGUUAUGGGCCGAAACACGUAUGAAUCGAUCCCCGUUAAGUUCCGACCUCUAAAAGGCCGUGUCAACGUGGUGUUGUCACGCGACUUGGAUAGCUAUAGAAAAAAAAUGGAGCAGGAAGUGGCAGCUAACGGCUCCAUGCUACAAUUGGCUGGGUCCUUGGACCAGGCAUUACUAUUUGUAGAUCCUACCAAAAUAGAAGAGAUCUUCAUCAUUGGAGGAGCACAGCUUUAUAAAACGGCGUUGGAUAAGGCCUCUCAUAUGGUUGAUCGGAUUCUUCUUACAGAAAUCACAAGUCUGGAGCAGUUGCAAUUGGAUACUUUUCUCGCUCUGGAUUCUACUCAAUGGGAGAAGCGGUUUGAGACAGAAUUGAGCAGCUAUCUAGUAAGUAAAGGUUUAGCUGACGAAUUUCAACUUACAGGAAACCAUGAGGGCAACUUCCAGUACGAUUUUACUCUGUGGAAAAGAAAGACGUGA
Brettanomyces nanus is the source of this 636-nucleotide messenger RNA. RefSeq lists its product as uncharacterized. The record is from RefSeq and is a predicted model, not a curated record. Gene Ontology annotation, cellular component: mitochondrion. The coding region runs from base 1 to 636 and encodes 211 amino acids. The transcript has a single exon. Gene Ontology annotation, biological process: folic acid metabolic process; tetrahydrofolate biosynthetic process; dihydrofolate metabolic process. NCBI's taxonomy places the organism in Eukaryota, Fungi, Ascomycota, Pichiomycetes, Pichiales, Pichiaceae. Gene Ontology annotation, molecular function: dihydrofolate reductase activity; NADP binding.